Molecule: messenger RNA, 484 nt
Organism: Aspergillus caelatus
Lineage: Eukaryota; Fungi; Ascomycota; Eurotiomycetes; Eurotiales; Aspergillaceae
Exons: 2
Coding region: 91-432 (113 amino acids)
Source: RefSeq, a predicted model, not a curated record
AACCAGAAUAUUCUCUUCUUAAUCCAGAAUAUACAUCGGCAUUACAUUUAAAUCCCAUCUCAUUCAUAACCUCAACUAUUCCGAGGCAAUAUGAAGAUCUCUACUACUUUCCUCUAUACAUUCCUUGCCAUCACCACCUUAGGUGUUGCGAGCCCCACGGGCAACAACGCCGUUGCCGCCGAAAAUGUCACACCUGCUUACGCUGAAGCCGAGUCUUUCUUCGAGAAGCGUAAGGGCUGUAGCGGCGACAGGAAAGACUCAGACGUGUGUGGCGGAAAGAAGCUCGCAGAACAACACUCCUUUCACAACUGUAAGGGGAAAAAUAAGGGCAAAUGCUGCGCCAAAAAUUCAGACGGGACAGGAGGAAUCGACGUGAACAAGGGAGGUGGUGAAAGCUGUGGCUAUUGCUUCAGUGGCAAAUGCUCGGGCUGAUUAACCUCAGCAUGAGGACGUUUCGCAUGGCACCGGAAUGAGGAUGUCCAGG